AUGGUGCUGGAAGGUUACCUUUCCCGCUUCCUGGUGGAGCGGUUCGGCCGUUACGUGAAAGGAUUGGAUGCGGAGAAUCUACGGCUAUCCGCAUGGAAAGGAGAGGUGGGAAAGCCGAGAGGGGUUGAAGAGGGUGUCGGACGAGAGCGGGUGGGUGGGAGGCAUCCUGGUUUCACGCCCAUUUUUCGUUUGGAUCACAAUCGCCUGCAGAUCCUGCUCACGGGCCUGCAGCUCGUCCCUGAAGCGCUCUCGGAGGGGCUAGACAUCCCUGUCGAAGUCAAAUGGGGACACGUUGGGCUGUUUCAGCUCAGCGUGCCUUGGAACAAGCUGGGGUCCAAGCCGGUGCGUGGCUUGAAAAGAGUGGAGUGGCGGCUCAGGAAGCACCUGGAGAGGAAGGCGUCGCUUGCGGAUGGGGUUUCCAAGGACGAAGGCGGCGGAAAGGGGAGAUGGGGCAGACUCCUGGCCAAAAUUCUCGACAACGUCCAGAUUACCGUGAAAAAUAUACAUAUCCGGUACGAGGAUGAGCUCAGCCUUGACGACGGGACGGGUACCGUGCCGCGGCCCCUAUCUGCGGGCAUCACGUUGCGACAGCUCGUGGUGCAGACCGUUGACGAGCAGUGGACCCCCACCUACGUCCAGGGGGCUGGCGGGGGCAAGGCGGGAGAAAGCGGGGGGCGCUUCGUGUACAAGCUGGUCUCCGUGGACAGCCUAGCGAUGUACUGCGACGAGGAGCUCUCCUCGUCCCCCCGCCCACCCGGUUACCCUGCAGCCUCUUCAUCUGCCGGUGUCGCCGCCACCGGCAGCGAUGCGGCAGAAGUCCCGCCGCGUCCCGGUUCGGCGCUUCCUUCGUCGUCGUCGCCACCGUCCUUGCCGCAAUCUGGCAAUGACGAACAGCACGGCGGAGAGGUUCCCCAGACUUCAGGUGGUGGAAGUGGUGCGGUUGGUCGGGAUGGAUCGUUCCUGGCGUCGGGGCUAACGGACGAGGACCUGGAAAGCAUGUUUCGGACGUCGUUGGCAGAGGGCGGAGACAGGCACUCGUACGUCGUUAUCCCGGCGUCGCCCGUUUUCCGGCUGAGGGUGCAGAGGGACGGCGGCGGUGACAGUGGAAGCAUGGGCGGGAGUUCGAAGUACAAGAUACAGGCGUUUUUCAACGAUGUAGGACUAGUUCUCAACAACUCCCAGAUCGCCAACAUCAACAAGAUGCGGUCGACUCUUCGAGACCUUGAGAGGUGGGAGGCCCUGUACCGGCAUCGGCCGAAGCACAAGAUCAAGGACGGGCCAAAGGCAUGGUGGGUGUACCUAGUGAAGUGCGUGUCCAGGCCGGGGAAGGCGGAAAAGCGGGCGAAGCUCGGCUGGCCGGACGUUGUGCGGCUGCUCUCCCUGAGGAAGCUCUACGUCCGCCUCUACACCGCCCGAGCUCGCCACCAGGCUACACCUGAGGAAUACCAGCAGUUCACCCGCCUGGACGAGCAGCUUACCGCCAACGAGAUCGUGGCUUUCCGGGUCAAGGCCAUCGCCGAGCUGGAGGAACAGGAGGAGCAGGAAGGUUCGCUUUUGUCAUCGUCGUCGUCUGCGAACUUGGCGGUUGCGGCCGCCGGCGAACCAGCGGUGCCGAGGCAGACCUGGGGGCAGUGGCUGCUGAGAAGAGACCCGGUUCCCGCCGCAGCUGCUACUGGUGCUGGUGCUGGUGCUGGUGCUGGUGCUACGACAGCCGAGGAGACUGGGCCGGCAGCGGGAGGGGCAACGCAGCGCGAGGACGCCGCUGCGCAUGCUGAGUUCCUCCGGGCGUUUUCUUCUGCUGGGGGGGACGCAGAGGGGGACAACGAUGGAGGGGACGAGCACAAGAGCAGGUGGGAAAUGCGAGAGGCAGUAUCUCACCUGACGAGGGUGUUGUUCGAUGUGGAGGCGUCUCUGAACGAGGGAGCGCUUACCCUGGUGAAUGCCGGCCAACCAUGCCUCCGGAUAAUCUUCGACCUCAAGGCCGAUCUGGUGAAGCAGAAGACCGACUGGAGACUCGAGCUGGGGCUCGGGGCACUCCAGGCGUUCGGCCUAGCCGGCCAGGGAGCCCGCGCAACAACACUGUUGACAAGGAGGACGUGGAGACCGCCCAAGGCAGUUGGGGGUGGCGACGCCGGCAUGAUCCAGAUAGGCGACUUCCAGGUGUGGAAGAGCGGCGGGAUCAUCGUGGAGUAUCAGCGUGUAGACCCGGACAACGCCGCCUCGAACGAAGGCGGUGGCAGAAGCAGCAGCAGCACCCCCGCCGGCCCAGCCCGAAAAGCCCUCGCUUCUCCCCUGGUGUCUCCACGAGCCGUUUCUUCGUCGGGGGGGGACGGCGGUGGGGUGUCGGCAGACCAAGCCGGUUCCGCCGGUCGUUGGGGCGGUGGCGGCGGCGGCGGCGGGGCGGUGGUGACCGUGAAGGUCGUGUUUGCGCCGCAUCAGCUCAUGCAUAAUCGCCCUUGUGUGGACCAGGUGACAAGCAUGUUUGCGACGAGGGACAUGCGCCUGCUGGCGUCGGCCGCGCAGUCCAAGAUCAGUCGGCUCAAAAGGGCAACGAGAUCGUCCUUUAUGCACGCCCUGGGCAGCAGCAAGAGGGUAGAGGUGGGAGACCGAUGUUCCACCUUGACCCUCAAAACAGCAACGCGAUAA
Molecule: messenger RNA, 2646 nt
Organism: Ectocarpus sp. CCAP 1310/34
Lineage: Eukaryota; Phaeophyceae; Ectocarpales; Ectocarpaceae
Source: the annotation of a GenBank genome assembly